UAAAAAAAUUUUAAAUAAUUAUAGACUAGAACUGAAGUGCUAUUUGAAAAAUAAUCGAUUCAUUCAAUAGCGGCUACCCAAAAAUAUCCUAAAAAUUACCAAGCGCCUGAUUUAAUUUUUGUAAACAGAUUAUUUAGCUGGCGAACAUGGAACGUUUGGCCAGAGUUUUCUCCAAGCAGGACGAACUGAUAACUCUGGAUGAGGACUACAAGGAUGAGUUCGAAACCUUCAAGUCACUGGCCGCACUGCCAGUGGACAAGCGGCAGAGAUUUCAGCAGCUGGCGAUCAAAUUGCUACAGGAUUUCGAGCAACCACACGACACGAAAAAGUGCGCAGAACGAUCGCGAAAUCUGCGCGAGGAAGGCAACCUUGUGUUCAGAGGUUCCUCCGAGGAUGCGGUUCUGAAUGCCUGCAGGCUUUAUACGGCAGCCGUAUUCGAGGCUGAGGAUGCCGUGGAUGAGCUGUCGCUGGCGUUCGCCAACCGAGGAAUGGCUUUGCAGGAGUACGGAUACUACAGAGAAGCCUACGACGACUGCGCCAAUGCGCUGGAGUGUGGAUAUCCGGAAAAGGUGCGGCACAAGGUGAUCAUGCGGCAGGCCUACUGCGCCUGGAAGCUGGAAAAGAUUGCUUUGCUGGAGGAGCACUUGGAUUGUCUGGAGAAGCUGAAGCUUAACGAGAGCUUCCAACAGCAGCUGGACAACCUGAAGCAGAAACUGGAGCUACUCAAGAACCAAGCCAACGAGCAGGAAACACAAGAGAAAGUGGAGGAUAAAGCUUUAGGGGAAAUCCUUACAGAUCCUGGUCAGCGUGGACGAUAUAUGGUGGCUAAGGAAAACAUUAGCAAAGGCAAUGUAAUCUUUUCCGAGCGAGCUUCCUGUUUUGUUCCACUGCAACAACUGCUUAUUUGCCAGCAAUGCGCCGCUAGCUUAAUGAGCGCCCCCAUACCCUGCCCCAAGUGCCAUCAACGGGUGGUCUACUGUUCUAGGAAAUGUCGGGAAGCACACUCGGCCAUCCAUAAGUACGAGUGCGCCGCCUACAGAAAGGAUCUGCUCAAACUGUUGGGUGUUUCGCAUUUGGCCUUGCGAUUGGUCCUGGCUUACAUUCCCCACAUAAUGCCUCAUUUGCAGGAGAGGACCAGUGCACAGAGUAUUUGGGAUGAAAUUAUGAAUCUCGCCCGGAAACCGGAAGUAUGUGAGCACGCUCCAGAGUAUUUGCGAAGUCUGCGCAUGGUCAGUCUAUUAGAUCAGGCUUCCAAGGCGGAGUUAACUUACCACAUCCUCUGUGCCAACUUUCUUCAACUUUAUCUGAAAGGGCACACCGAUUUCUUCGAUCAGUUCCGCUCAAUGUCGGCCAGCACUGAAGAUUGGCAACUGAUUAUAUCAGCACUGAUUCUUCGAUUCGCCGGUCAGCUGCUGGCGAAUGGGCAUGUGGGCGAUGCGUUGCUCGUAGUUGGCAUGGAGCCAAAUGAGUUUGUCGCGCUGCAGCCGGAUUUGUGGCAAAAGCCUCGACACCUGAAACGCGGGCAGCUGCACAAUCUAUCCCACUCGGAGCUUAUUACAGCCAUCAAUCUGCCUAACUUGAGCUUGUGCAACCACGCAUGCGAACCCUCGAUUCGCACCAAGUUCGAUGGGUGUUCUGUGGUGAACUACGCUGCAAAGGACAUUUUACACGGCGAGGAGAUCUUCAAUUGCUAUACAAGGGAUUACAUGAACAGCUUAAAGCUUCAGCGAUGCGAACCCCUAAAGGACGUCUACAAAUUUGAGUGCGCAUGCACUAAGUGCACACAAACUGAUCCCGACCAAAACUAUCUUUCUUUCCAUCGUUAUCGCUGCGAAAACCCCAACUGCCGACAAGAGUUCCUCCCAGACGCCAAAGUUCAACGGAAUAAUCUCAUCUGGUGGCUGGCAUCCAAUAUAGAGAACCCGAUUAUUUGCACGGUCUGCCAGGAGCGUCAACAUUUCGCCUGGUACAAGGAGUUCCUUGAACUCAUCUGGAGCUGUGCCGAUUCGUCAAAAAGGCAGGCGCUCUUCAAGGCAUUCGAUGAUCUAGACCAAUGGCUUGUGGAUUACCACAGUUUAAAAAGAUUACUGGCCGAGGAACUGGUGAACGCCUGUUUUGUGGAGAUAGAUGAGGGUACUUCCCUGGAUGAGUUGGCAUAUGAAGAUCUUGCGAGGAUUAUACGAAAACAGCUGGAAGGCACUGCUGCGCAGUGUGGCGAUACCUCCAUGGAAUACAUUGCCCGCAUGACCUAUUUGUGGGAUAUCAUAGCCCAGAAGAAAUGCCGCACCAGCAAAAAGGAACUUUUAGAGAUGAAAGGUAAGGUGGAAUAUCUGGCUAGCGAGCAUCGCGAGGUUUUCUUGAACUAUUACAACGAUUUUAUUGAGCAACAAUGUAACUAACGAUAUACACGCAUUAAAUUCACUAGUUUCGAGCUACAAGCA
Drosophila erecta is the source of this 2441-nucleotide messenger RNA. RefSeq names its product SET and MYND domain-containing protein 4 (gene Smyd4-1). The transcript is spliced from 4 exons. NCBI's taxonomy places the organism in Eukaryota, Metazoa, Arthropoda, Insecta, Diptera, Drosophilidae. The record is from RefSeq and is a predicted model, not a curated record. Gene Ontology annotation, molecular function: protein binding. The coding region runs from base 147 to 2399 and encodes 750 amino acids.